This is a messenger RNA of Phaedon cochleariae (mustard beetle), 1757 nucleotides long. Lineage: Eukaryota; Metazoa; Arthropoda; Insecta; Coleoptera; Chrysomelidae. The record is from the annotation of a GenBank genome assembly.
GUGUGGUGCAGUGUGCAGUAGGAGUAGGCUGUUGUCCAAUUAUUUAUUUUGUGACAUAUCAAGGAGCUGAAUAAUUAUUUUCAUAUUAUAUAUAAAUUUUAUUAUACCGUUUUAAACAUAUUACAACAGACAGAAUGGCCCUGAGACAGCCAGAAAAUCUCAAAGAAAACAUAAGUUCAAGACUGCUUGUCAAGUCUGCUAUUGUAGAACCAGCAAAAGUGCUCCCCAAAAGAGCUGCCCUUGGCGAAGUUGGGAAUAGACUCCCUAUAACAAAUAAGAAUGUACCUGUCAAGAAACCUAGUACUAUGGGGCCUCCACAGGCCCUCGUCAAGAAAACGACAUACAUCUCUGUUACCAAGAAAGAGGUUAAAAAACCAUCCGAAAAAUCGACGACAACAUUGAAACCCAUCUUGAAACGACAGGAGAGUAUCUUGAAAAAUAUUCCUGUUGACGAGAAGAAAACCAUCAACAAGGACCUGACGAAAUCUUAUUCAACAAAGCAACUCAACAUUGUUGACCCAGACGAAAAUUCAAAAAAUGAACCACAAAUGGUAGCUGAAUAUCUUGGCGAUAUUUUUACCUAUUUAAGAGACAUGGAGGUCAAAUAUCCUAUCCGAGAACAAUUUCUUGAAGGUCAUGAAACAACUUCGAGGAUGCGUUCAAUACUUGUAAAUUGGCUUGUUGAAGUUCAUAUGAAUUUCAAACUUUAUCUGGAGACCCUUCAUCUUUGCAUAGCAAUAGUGGAUAGAUACUUACAGGACAAUAAGAAUGUCGGGCGCAGUACUCUCCAGUUGGUUGGUACUUCUGCGAUGCUAAUUGCAAGUAAAUAUGAGGAAAUGUAUAUACCAGAUUUAACAGAUUUUGUUUACAUUUGCGACAACUCUUUCUCCGAGAAACAGAUUCUGCAGAUGGAGAGAGACAUAUUAAAGAAGCUGGAUUUCAGUUUGGGACGUCCUCUAUCUGUUCAUUUUCUGAGGCGUUAUAACAAAAUUGCUCAGGUUCGCAGUGACCACCAUACUUUAGGGAAAUACAUUCUAGAAUUAGCAUUACUCGAUUAUGAACUGGGUCAUGUUAAACCUUCCAUGCUGGCUGCAGCGGCAUGUUGUCUCUCGAUGGGAAUCCUGAAUGAAGUUAUGGAUGUCUCGAAAUUGUGGACACCAACUUUGGUUCAUUACACACAUUAUGAAUACAAUGAUUUCAAACACAUAAUCGCAGAUCUCGGUUGUAUGAUAGCGAAAAGUGAGUCGUCGAGAUUUCAGACGAUUAGGAAGAAAUAUGCGUCUUCUAGUUACGCCAAAAUCAGUCUGAAUACCAAACUAAAUGGACCUUUGAUAAGGAAACUGGCAUCUUCUAAGAAGUGAUAGACCAUUAUUUAAUAUCUGUAAUAUUAUAUAAUUUUUAGGUGAUACUUCCAUCAUGUGAUAUUUUCUAGGAAAAGGUACACAUUGUGAGCCAAUGUUUGUAGGUGAAGUGUGUUGAUGGAAUAUGACAUGAGUUUUGGCUCAGAUACCAGGAAGCAUUAUUAUAUUUUUGACUUUAUAUAAUUUAGGAGACAUUUCAAUGUAAAUAGCUAGGUUUAAAAGUGAAUUAUUUUCUGAUAACACUUCACUACUUCAUUUGAAUUGACUGAAAAAAGAUUUCUCUGAAGAAUAUCAAUUAUGAUGGCUGUAUAUCAUCAACUGUAUAUUUUUAUUAAUUCAUAUACAUUGUUUUUAUGUGUAGUGUAGUUUUAUGCAUUGAAUAAAAUUUUAUCAUUC